UCGGGAGGUUGCCGUGGCGUUUCGCGUGUUCCCCGCGGCGACGUCGUCGCCCUCGGCUUAAAACCACCGCGGCGCUGCUUCCGAGUCUUCCGGACGUCGGACUCGCCUCCAACGAUGAAAACGCGCGACCCGUCGCCGUCGGUCCACGUCCACGUCCCGGAGACGACAGCUGUGCACGUACACCGGAGGAGCCCCAAGAGCCUGCAGAUGAGAGAACCACAUGUGACGGAGGCCAGAGAGAGUCAUCGCUCCCCCGACAGGUUGAAGGCUCGAAGCCCGUGGAUCCCUCCAGGAAAAGUGUCGUCCCGGCGAAAUGUGGGCGCAUACAAGUGGCAGGAAGGCGGGGAGCGGUACGGCUGUUGUGAGAAGCGUGGGAGGAAGCUCGAUCGACUGAUGAUGGAGGUAGACUCCCCAACCACCGAGUCCACCAUGAGGACGAAGGAACGGCGCCACCAGCAGGGUGCAGAGGAGCAGAAGGUGGAGGUGGUGGUCAUAUCGGAAAACCCGAACGACAGGGAGCAAGAAAACGACCGUCGUCUCCCGCCGAGGGCGGCUUCUGGGGACCGAACCAGGAAGACGGACGUCCUCCUCCGGGCGCUGGUCGAGACGGAGCUUGACGGCAUGGCGAUCUCCAAUCAGCUGGCAGCCUUCACACAAACCAUCGACUGCCUCACCAAGGAGAAACGCUUAUCCAAGAGGGACACAGCCUCUCUCGGGAGGCAGCAGGAGUCGGUGUUGGAGAGGAUCGAGUUGUUCGACGCCUCGAACCGCAACCUGCGGGAACUCCUCAGAGAGUGGCAGCAACAUGAGAAGGAAUCGCUGGUGGCGUCGGGACAGGACGAGUGGCUGAGGAAGAGACUGGUGGACGCGGAGGCGGAGAACAUUCAACUUACGGCCAAACUCACCAACAAAGAGAAAGAAGCGAGCAAGCUUGCCGAGGAUUUGGAUUUUGAAAAGGACAAUGUGAAGACGACCGAAGAGCUUUCCAGAAUCCUUGAAUCAACCCGUGAAUAUCUCCAAUCUCAACUGCUCAAAAAAGAGGUUGAAAACGGGAAUCUAGCCACCCAAAUUCAGAGGAUGCAGGAGAAGCACGAGCGCCAGCGGGAGGCGCUGAAGGCCCUGCAAGAGGAGGUGCUGAUGCAGAGGAAGGAGAGACAGGACCUGGGUACUGUGACGCUGCUGACCCAGCAGGCCGACCGAGCCGAGGAGUCUGUCCGGCAGCUCUCCGCUCAGCUCCAGGAGAAGGAGUCCCAGCUGGCCCAGGCUCUGUCCACCUCCAGCGACUGGUGCAGCCGACAUUCUCAAGAGGUGUCGGCGAAAGAGAGACUUGAAGAGGAGGUCGCUGCUGUCAGAAGGCGACUGAUGGAGACGAACACCCAGCUGCAGACCUCAGGAGAGAGGCUCCGGGUGGAGAGGGAGGAGCUGAAGGACCAACUUCACCUUCUCAAUGCCGAGAACGCCUCCACCAAGCUGGACAACCAGAGACUCAAGGCUUCCUUGACGUCCUCUGAGGAGAUGCUGAAGGAGCUCCAGACUGAAGCUCUUCAGUUCAAAACGUCCAUCAGGAAGCAGAAAAGCAUGGUGGAGAUGUACAAGAUGAAGGCCGAGCAAGCUCGGCUGGAGUCGGAAGAGUACUCCGUGAAGCUGAGCACUACGCAAAGGGAGGCCCGGGAGUUGAAGGGGAGCCUGGAGAGGGAGCUGGACCAGGUCAGGAGGGAGCUACUGUGCCGACUCAGGGAACUGGAGCCGCUGCCCGAGAAACUGAGGCGGACCGAGCGUCAGCUCCGAGAAGCCCAGGGCGAAGCCGAUGCUCAGGGAAGGAGGAGCACCGAGCAGAGCGCUGCCCUGUCGGACGUCAGACACAAGGUGGAACAGCAAGGCGAUCAGCUGGAGAAGAUUCAGCAGCAGAAUUUGCUUAAACAGGAAGAGAAUAAUGUCCUCAGAGAGAAAAUCCAGACGUUAGAGAGGAAACUGGAGGAGGUGACGUUGGAGAACGAAGACAGGGCACAGGUGCUCAGUGUGAAGGAGGCCACCAUCCGUAGCUUCCAGCUGCAGCUGGAAGAGCGUUCCAGUGAGUGCAGCGUUCUGUCCAGACAGCUGGAUCUCACACUGGAGGAGUCCAGGAGACAGGUGGACGAGAGCAUGCAGCGAGCAUUGUGUAAAGAGAAGGCUUCCCAGUCAAAAGCUCUGGAUCUGGAGAGCCAGCUGAGCAUGGCCAAAGCCCAACUGGCACAGUUACACCGGAGCAAAGAGGAGAUGGAGCGCCGUUUGCAGAAUCAGCUGAAGAGCACGAAGGACAGACUGGAGCAGUCCGACUCCACCAACCGCAGCCUGCAGAACUAUGUCCAGUUCCUCAAAGCUUCCUACGGGAAUGUGUUUGGCGACUCGUUUCCUGCAAGCUAACAGACAAAAUGCAUCUGUCGACCCGACGGGGCAUCUAAUCCUCACAAAGCAUGGUGUCAGGGACCUACAAAAGACUCAGUCUGUGAUUUACCUUCGACUUUAUCAUGCUGCAGUAGUUUUUCUUUGGGGGGGGGGAUUCCCCCCCCUUUUCUCCCCAAUUGUACCCAGCCAAUUACCCCGCUCUUCCGAGCCAUCCCGGUUGAUGUCGUUCCGGGAAGGGCUGCAGACUACCACAUGCCUCCUCCGAUGCAUGUGGCGUUGGCAGCCGCUUCUUUUCACCUGACAGUGAGGAGUUUCACCAGGGGGACGUAGCGCAUGGGAGGAUCACACUAUUCUCCCCAGUUCCCCCUCCCCUCUGAACAGGCGCCCCGACCAAACAGAGGAGGCGCUAGUGCAACGACCAGGACACAUACCCACUUCCGGCUUCCCACCCGCAGACAGUUGUGUCUGUAAGGACGCCCAACCAAGCUGGAGGUAACACAGGGAUUCGAACCAGUGAUCCCCGUGUUGGUAGGCAACGGAAUAGACCGCUACACUACCCGGACGCCCAUGCUGCAGUAGUUUUGAAGCAAGCCUCAGAGCCAAUUUAAACAUGAGAUUUUUUAAAAAAAAUUUAAACAUUUUUGUAAUAAACAGGUUAGCCAGUGUGACAGACAUGUUCCUGUACAUUCCUUGUGCACAGGGAUUUAAGUUGUUAUGAUCAUGUUCUUGAAAAUUAUCUUAUAAAAGUUAUCUUUAACAUUUGUGUGUGUUUUGAUCGAGCAUAACAUACACAAGCCCUUAACUUUUAAAUUAGUUCAUUUAUAAUUCAGUAAAACUUGUUUGUAAUUUAAAUUAAACUUGUC
This is a messenger RNA of Lampris incognitus (smalleye Pacific opah), 3248 nucleotides long. RefSeq names its product outer dense fiber protein 2-like. NCBI's taxonomy places the organism in Eukaryota, Metazoa, Chordata, Actinopteri, Lampriformes, Lampridae. Gene Ontology annotation, biological process: regulation of cilium assembly. The transcript is spliced from 18 exons. The coding region runs from base 115 to 2403 and encodes 762 amino acids. Gene Ontology annotation, cellular component: centrosome. The record is from RefSeq and is a predicted model, not a curated record.